GUGGCCCGGGCGGCCGCGAGCGUGUGUAUGUGGCACGAUGUCGUGGUAACUCAGAGGCGCGCGAGGCGGGGCGCCCAACGGGGUCGCGGGGCGAGCACGCGCGCCACUGGGGCGCCGGACGUUGCAAAGGGGUCACAUCCGGUAGGGGGCGGGCCUGGCGGACCCCGGAAGUGUGGGCGCGGCUGCGGUUUAACCCGCGGUGGCGGCGGCGACGGCGGCCCUGGCAGCCAGAUCACUUUCGAGUUGAUGAUAUCGCCCCAGAAAAGGUGUUUUCUGCUGUACCUGUGAACCUGUGCAGCCGCCUGCCCCGCAGCCCUCCCUCCUCCUCCCCUCCCAGCCCCUUGGAUCUGCAGUGGCUCCCGCCUGGGCUGUGCUGCUCCUGGCAUGGCAUGCGCAGGCCCCUGUGGCCAAGCUUUCCAGGCCCACAGAGCGGCCCAUCUCUCCUCCUCACUCCGUUGGUCUCUGCCUCUGUUACGCCGCUCUCAUCUGUAUUCAUGAUGAAUUAUUGGAAGGAUGGAGACGCUGAAGGAUAAGACCCUGCAGGAGCUGGAGGAGUUGCAGAAUGACUCGGAGGCGAUUGACCAGCUGGCCCUGGAGUCCCCUGAGGUCCAGGACCUACAGCUGGAACGAGAGAUGGCACUGGCCACCAACCGGAGCCUGGCAGAGCAGAACUUGGAGUUCCAGGGUCCCCUGGAGAUCAGCCGCUCAAACCUCUCGGAUAAAUACCAGGAGCUCCGGAAGCUCGUGGAGCGGUGCCAGGAGCAGAAGGCAAAGCUGGAGAAAUUUUCUUCAGCACUGCAGCCAGGGACCUUGUUAGACCUUCUGCAGGUGGAAGGCAUGAAGAUCGAAGAAGAGUCCGAGGCCAUGGCUGAGAAGUUCCUGGAGGGCGAGGUGCCCCUGGAAACGUUCCUGGAGAAUUUUUCCUCCAUGAGGAUGCUGUCUCACCUGCGCCGGGUUCGCGUGGAAAAGCUCCAGGAAGUGGUGAGGAAGCCCAGGGCUUCCCAGGAGCUGGCCGGCGAUGCCCCUCCACCCCGCCCACCACCCCCGGCGCGCCCAGUCCCCCAGCGAACACCCCCUGUGGUUGAAGAGCAGCCGCAGCCACCAUCAGCCAUGCCUCCCUACCCUUUGUCCUACAGCCCAUCCCCCAGCCUGCCUGUGGGCCCCACUGCCCAUGGAGCCCUGCCACCGGCCCCUUUCCCGGUGGUGUCCCAGCCCUCCUUCUACAGCGGGCCUCUGGGCCCCACUUACCCGGCAGCCCAGCCUGGACCCAGGGGUGCUGCGGGUUACUCCUGGUCCCCACAGAGGAGCACGCCACCCCGGCCGGGCUAUCCUAGGACCCCAACUGGUGCCUCUGGGCCUGGGUACCCCUUGGGGGGAGGCAGGGUCCCCAGUCCUGGUUAUCCUCAACAGUCCCCAUACCCCGCAACAGGAGGAAAACCUCCCUACCCAAUACAGCCUCAGCUCCCCAGCUUUCCAGGCCAGCCCCAGCCCUCAGUGCCCCUGCAGCCCCCUUAUCCUCCGGGGCCCGCCCCUCCCUAUGGGUUCCCACCACCCCCGGGGCCUGCCUGGCCUGGAUAUUAGACACACUCCUGGCCCUCGGCCCCUCCCUAGUCCCACCCACGCUCAACCUUUGGCCCAGCCAUCGCCGAGAUUCGAGGGUCAACUGGAAGUGGCGUUGGUGCUCCCUGUGGACUUGCGUCGGCACCCAGAGGCCUUGGAGGGACAAGGCACUGGGCGGUGUGACUGCUCAUGGCACUUGCUGGCCUUCUGGCCGGAGGUCCUCCUGGAAGCCCCUCCUUUCAGUGCCUGGCUGCAGCGGUGCUAGCCAGGCUGGAGUCCAGCACCUCUCGCCGGUGUCUGUGUGAGUGAGCGCAUGUGCGCAUUUAUGAGCAUCUACUUGCAGCUGCGCUCAGGGCCAUUUGAAUCCAGUGCAGAGUUAUCUCGAUGAGGAGGCCCCGGGUCUCCAGCCCCCUCCAUCUGCCCUGGGGUUUGGCGUAUUUGACAUGGAGCCCCAUGCCAAGGGAUGCAGCUGUUGGUGUCUGUCCAGUCCAUUCAAGGCUAGCCUGCCCAUGCACAGUGGCAGGGGUUGGAUUGGAGGGAGAGAACAGAGUUGGGAAAAAACAACAGGUUUGAGUCCUAUAAAGCCAUAAUUUAACUCCAGUAGCUGAUGUCAGACAAGCUUGUCCUAUGUCCUAUUUGAAUGGCAGCAGCGCCAGCCCAGCAAGAAGGCUGGGGGUUGUCAAGGUUGUCCCCAGACCUUGCUUGCACUGGUUGGAGAACACAGGGGGCUGCCUUGGGCCCUCUGGCCAGAGGCAAGCGGGCAGCUCUAGCCCUGGAGAUUGUGGUCACAUUGGGGCUCGUUUAGGAUUGGAGGGCCAGGUCACCUCCCCAGCCACCCUCCCUUCUCUCCUCUGGGGUCCCCACUUUAGGGCGAUUUUGCCCGAGGCCCACGCAUCCAUCCACUCCUUUAGUGCCUUGAAUCUCAUUCACAAGCAGCCCCCUCCCUUCUCCUCCCCUUCUCACUCUGUUGAUGUAAUCCUCCCACCCCCAGUGUCCAUCCUAAGACAGGCAUCAAAAGAGGCCCUAACUUUACUUCCCAAAUGGUGCUUUUUAAAAAACACCAUCACUACAUUAGGGACAAUUUUUUCGCACCUCCCUGUCUUCAGAAUGUAAAGGGUGGGGAUUAUGUCUCUGUUUAAUAUGCAGCCCCCUGCACUAUGGGGUUUGGGGCAUGUUCAGUAAUAAGAAUGAAUACAAUAGACAAAGGGGGUGUGAUGAGUGUUAACUUGGUUGUUUCAGAGGUAAACCAGGUCUCAGGGAAGAGCCUGGAGCUGCUAUUGCUUAAGAAGUUGUAUGUGCCUUGAAAUGUCCACUACCUGAGGACGCAGCAUCUGGUGGGCCCGGGGCUGCUGGGGCCAAGGAGGGACCUUGACCUUCUGGUGCCUGCCCCUCCCCGGACUACGUGCCAUCCGCGUGACGCUAGGUCAGCGCUGCCGGUUCUUUACCAAAUGUGCUUGCUUCUCCUAAGUUAUUUAUAAAGAGAAAUCACUAAUGGACUCUACUGGUUUGAGUGCUUCUGAGCUGGAUGACCGACCGCCUGUAUGUUUGUGUAAUUAAUUGCCAUAAUAAACUUUGAUGAGUCACA
Gorilla gorilla gorilla (western lowland gorilla) is the source of this 3145-nucleotide messenger RNA. RefSeq names its product VPS37C subunit of ESCRT-I (gene VPS37C). The coding region runs from base 514 to 1581 and encodes 355 amino acids. Gene Ontology annotation, cellular component: ESCRT I complex. Gene Ontology annotation, biological process: protein targeting to membrane; ubiquitin-dependent protein catabolic process via the multivesicular body sorting pathway; protein targeting to vacuole. The transcript is spliced from 6 exons. NCBI's taxonomy places the organism in Eukaryota, Metazoa, Chordata, Mammalia, Primates, Hominidae. The record is from RefSeq and is a predicted model, not a curated record.